Cadophora gregata is the source of this 942-nucleotide messenger RNA. RefSeq lists its product as uncharacterized. Bases 87 to 830 code for a protein of 247 amino acids. Lineage: Eukaryota; Fungi; Ascomycota; Leotiomycetes; Helotiales; Ploettnerulaceae. The transcript has 2 exons. The record is from RefSeq and is a predicted model, not a curated record.
CAUAUAAUAGACAGACACCCGCCAGAUGUACUUGAACUUACAUUACAUCGUACUGUUUUAAUCUCAAAUGCAACCGGACUUUGAAAAUGACUCCUGCCAUCCACUCCAUCCUCCUUCUGCUGAGCGUGCAGUAUGCUGUUAUAGCUCAGACCGUGACACCAUUUUCGACGCAUGACUGCAGCAACCAAAUCGUCUAUACCGGCUCUAUCUCAUGCGACAACGACGUGACCGCUUGUUGCGGCGCGCCUGGAGUGUGCUGUGCAGGCGGCUGUUGUCCUUUCGACGCACUCUGCGUGUUCCAAGGGACUGAAAAUGAAGCCUGCUGCCCUAUAUCAGAUAGCACAGCUUGUGGUGCUGCUGCACCUCCUUCCACUGAUCCUAAAGCUUGCCCCGAGCCCUUCGCACCUAAGAUUCCCUGCUCAGGUGUCGACACCAGCUGGCCUUGUGAUGCAGGCUGUACCUGUGCUGUCAACAUAGCCGGCGGCUGCAACUGCCUCGCCAAUACUGGGUGUGUGCCGUCGAACUCUUCGUCUUCUUCGACACUGCCUGAUACACCGACGAGCUCCUCUGUAGAGCCAGAGGCGGCUGCAUCUUCUACUUCUUCUGAAGUAGAUGAGGAUACUCCGACUGGUAGCUCAGAAGCGCAAAGUACAACGACUUCGGAGGCAGUGACGAGCAGGUCCAGUGCUGUUCUGACUUCAAUUGUGGCUUCGAGCGGACCAGCUGCAGCUACUACAACAAGUCCAGGCAACGGAGCCAGUAGAAUAAAUGGUUUGGAGAGCUUAUGCAAUAUAUUUGGGCCUCUGGUGGCUAUUUUCGCUUUGGUUUGAGGGCAAUGUUCUUUACGUGCAGUGAAGAACGAAUAGGCUCUUCUUUAGUAUGGAUCGAUAGUGCUCUGAAUCAUAUUCUUAUUUAGAGAAUAUUUAGCGAAGGAAAUAAAUA